This is a messenger RNA of Diuraphis noxia (Russian wheat aphid), 408 nucleotides long. RefSeq lists its product as uncharacterized. NCBI's taxonomy places the organism in Eukaryota, Metazoa, Arthropoda, Insecta, Hemiptera, Aphididae. The record is from RefSeq and is a predicted model, not a curated record.
AUGCAUGAAUGUUUUAAAAAUGUACCGAGUAGUAGUCGAACAAUUUUGGAAACACCAAUAAACUCUUCAAAUUUAAUUCGAAAUGUGAAACCAGGUAUUUAUUAUCAUUUCGGUUUAGCCAAAGGUAUUCAGAUGUAUGCUCCAAAUAAUUUGAGUACUAUUAAAAUUGCAAUAGGAAUUGAUGGACUGCCACUAUCUAAAAGUAGCAGUAGUCAAUUUUGGCCCAUAUUGGCAUACAUUGCAAAUCAUCCAUCAUAUAAGACUGUUUUUCCUAUCGGAAUUUAUCAUGGAAAUAAAAAACCUAGUGACAGUAAUGAUUUGUUAUUAGAUUUUGUUGAAGAAGUCAAACAUUUAACUUUAAAUGGUAUAAUUUUAAAUAACACCAAGGUAAAUGUUGUAAUACAAUAG